Molecule: messenger RNA, 992 nt
Organism: Aplysia californica (California sea hare)
Lineage: Eukaryota; Metazoa; Mollusca; Gastropoda; Aplysiida; Aplysiidae
Product: acetylcholine-binding protein
Exons: 2
Coding region: 28-726 (232 amino acids)
Biological process (GO): monoatomic ion transport
Cellular component (GO): membrane
Molecular function (GO): extracellular ligand-gated monoatomic ion channel activity
Source: RefSeq, a predicted model, not a curated record
ACCAACUCCCUCCAGAGAUCAGGAACCAUGGCUCGCUUCAUUCUUCUGUGCAUCGCUCUCACGUUUGCUGGCGCCUCCGCGGCAAGCCACUACAAUGAGCUGUACAACUGGUUCGGAGAAAGAGCCUCCCCAGCCUUCCCCCAACCCGACGACUCCGGACCCCUGGACGUGGACAUGCGUCUGACCAAACUGGACGUGGUCGGAGUGGACAGUGCCAACAACAUCGUGAGUGUGAUCGUGAGGAGAAGGGUGCUGUGGGCUGACCGUAAUCUGGCUUAUGACGAGGCCAAGUUCAACGUGUCCUGUGUGUAUCUGGCGGCCACCAACAUCUGGACUGUUGACAGCAGUUUCUACAACUCGAUAAGUGAGGAGCAGGUUUUGAACCGUGAGGUCAUCGGCUUCGCCGGAGGUGAGUUGCUGGAAAUUGAAAGAGUCAAGGUCAGCGUCAACUGUGACCUGAGUGGUGUGAACACCUACACUGGCGCCACCUGCCACCUCCAACUUGGCUCCUACGGUUUGGGAAAUGAGCUGGUCCGUCUGAGGGAGCCCAAGGACAACUGGACCUUCCAUCUGGAGUCGGCUUUCAACGGAGCCUCCCCCUACGAGCUUCUGUCUGGUGACGUCAGCAGAUCUGUGUUGCCCUAUGCUUCCGGUGACCCCGAGCAGCACUACUACGAUGCCCUGACCUUCACCUUCAGCUUCAGAAGGAAGUGGGGUGGUCAGUAAAUCUGGGGUGGGUUGAUCAACUCCUGUUUGCUCCAUUAUUGACUCUCAGCGACUGUUUGUUUGGAUGGUAAAAUGUGUUGCAAUUGUCUCCCCUGUUGCAGAAAGUACGUUCCGAAUUAGGGACAGAACAUGCAAUUGUUGGUCUCUGCAUUGUUCAGAAUAUUAUUUCAGAGUCUGCUAAAAUUUACCAAAAGUCAAAUCUCAUGUUUUAUGUUUACACGUUUCCAUUUGGAUUCCCUGAAAUAAACCAAACUUGUUCUUAUUUA